Messenger RNA from Microcebus murinus (gray mouse lemur), 1441 nucleotides. Its product is annotated as olfactory receptor 10V1-like. Gene Ontology annotation, biological process: G protein-coupled receptor signaling pathway. The record is from RefSeq and is a predicted model, not a curated record. Gene Ontology annotation, cellular component: membrane. NCBI's taxonomy places the organism in Eukaryota, Metazoa, Chordata, Mammalia, Primates, Cheirogaleidae. Gene Ontology annotation, molecular function: G protein-coupled receptor activity; olfactory receptor activity.
AUGGAAAGAUUAAAUAAAACUACAAAGAUACAAUUCUUCUUUCGUCCAUUCUCACCUAACCCUGAGGUCCAGAUGGUGAUUUUUGUGGCCUUCCUGAUGAUGUACUUGACCAGCCUCAGUGGAAAUGCCUCAAUUGCAGUCACCGUCAAGGUCAAUCACUCACUCCACACCCCCAUGUACUUCUUUCUGGCUAACUUGGCAGUUCUAGAAAUCUUCUAUACAUCUUCCAUUGCCCCACUGGCCUUGGCAAACCUCCUUUCAAUGGGAAAAACUCCUGUUUCCAUCACUGGAUGUGGCACCCAAAUGUUUUUCUUUAUCCUCUUGGGUGGGGCUGAUUGUGUCCUGCUUGCAGUCAUGGCUUAUGACCGGUUUAUAGCGAUCUGUUACCCUUUGCGAUACACCCUCAUCAUGAGUUGGUCUUUGUGCAUGGAGCUGAUGGUAGGGUCCCUGGUGCUGGGGUUCCUCAUCUCACUCCUGCUCACCAUUCUAAUCUUCCAACUCCCAUUCUGCCGAAACAAUGAGAUCUACCACUUCUACUGUGAUGUACCUGCAGUGAUGCACCUGGCUUGUGCAGACACACAUGUUCAUGAGACUGCCGUCUAUAUCAUCAGCUUCAUCGUCCUAAGCAUCCCCCUCUCACUCAUCUCCAUCUCCUAUGUCUUCAUCGUGGUAGCCAUUUUACGGAUCCAGUCAGCAGAAGGGCGUCAGCGAGCCUUCUCCACCUGCUCCUCUCACAUCCUGGUGGUCCUCCUGCAGUAUGGCUGCACCAGCUUUAUAUAUCUGUCCCCCAGUUCCAGCUACUCUCCUGAGAUGGGCCGGAUCGUGGCUGUGGUCUACACUUUUAUCACCCCCAUUUUAAACCCCUUGAUCUAUAGUAUGAGGAACAAGGAACUGAAAGAUGCCCUAAGAAAAACACUGAGAAAGUGCUAGGUAGAUUGAUCCUUUGAUUUAUUUAAAUUGGAACACUUUUAAAGGUAAAGUGGGAUGCUAUUAAUAGUUAUGCUGAGAUGAUAUGCAUAAGCCAAGAAUGUCCUCAGCAAUCUGAAGUAUGUGGCCCAUUAUUCUGGGAGCUCCAAAGGAAAUGAAUGCCCUUGUCUUACUGAAAAUAAAGGUAUGUCACAUGGGCAACAUGAUGUCAUGGGUCUAGAUGAAGAGGGAAGAUCAACAUUUAUUUGACAGCAACUAUAUACCAGGUACUUUACAUGGAUUAUCUCACUUAACCCAUAGUGAGUCUUCAUUUUACUGAAAAUAAAACUCAAGUAGCUAAUAACAAAUAUAUCCAGGAUGAGAACACAAGUACUUAGAAAUCUAAACACUUAGCUAUCCUGGUCUGGUCUUGCUCUGCCAGUAGAAAUAUACGUAAUCUCAGGACAGUCAUCCAGAUGCUGACUGAGCUUCCAAAGAGAGAGAUCAGGACCUCAUAAGACUCUCCAUUCCUCAA